Penicillium macrosclerotiorum is the source of this 2343-nucleotide messenger RNA. RefSeq lists its product as uncharacterized. The record is from RefSeq and is a predicted model, not a curated record. Bases 1 to 2343 code for a protein of 780 amino acids. NCBI's taxonomy places the organism in Eukaryota, Fungi, Ascomycota, Eurotiomycetes, Eurotiales, Aspergillaceae. The transcript has a single exon. Gene Ontology annotation, biological process: ubiquitin-dependent protein catabolic process; protein ubiquitination. Gene Ontology annotation, molecular function: ubiquitin protein ligase activity.
AUGACGCUGUUGCGCGGAAUUCGAUGUCAGACGUCUCCCGCUUACCCUGAAAUGCGAUACGGAAAGCCUGGAAAAGCCCUGAUAUUCGACUAUGCCAGUGGCGGAGGUGCUCUUCAUUCGUUGAGCUCAAGACUCAUGCCAUGGGAAUCUGACGCGCAAGCCUGCAGCUCUGUGAAAAUGGGUCGUGCCUUCGGCAGCUCGGAUGUCCCUUUUGGCUCUUUUUCGCUACUCUGGCCAGUAUUCCUAAUGCUCUGUCUAAGCCAUUUUGUUGAGACACUUUCCUGCGCUCUUCAGGGCCGUCCCGUGAUGACAGAGACUGGUAUGUCAAUAUUUGAACACUCUCUUGCUUUUGCAGAGGCAGAGUCCAUGAUCGGGAAGUCGAUCGGGCUUGGGUUAUUCGGGCUACCAAAACAAAGUCCUCUCGGCGAAGGAGGAUCUGGGGAAGGCUCAAGUUCCGCCUUGAAGCUUCUCACUAGGGCGCAGGUCCUAGAACGAAUGAACGUCACCCCAGAACUGCUACUCAUCGUCCUGCUCUCCUGUUGCAAUAGUCUUUCCUCACAUAUUCUUGAUGUUUUUGGAAAGCAGAGUCGGUAUCGCCUUUUCAACACGGCUCUAUGGGGUAUUGGCUUUAUGGCUGCUAUGUCAUGGGGCUUGGAGAGCGGCCCACCUGUGAGUACCGAGACGGGUGUUCUGAAAUUUCCAACGGUCUGCAUAGUUGGUUUCAUCCCCCACCUUCUGGUUCUACUCGGAAUUAUAAUUUGCCUUACGAUCUAUGGAUUGGCACUGGUUAUCACCGCCUUCUCGAUGCCCUUUGAAGAAAAUCAACCUGUUUCGCUUCGGGAACGAUUCAUGCUGGCUCAUGAAAACAUGCAAGGUUCCAACCAGAUUCGCAAUAUCCGUGUCAAUAGACAUGAAGACUUCUAUACGACUUUGCUUCGUAUUGGAUACGUUGCUCUGACAGCGGCCAGCGAGGCGGUAUUCUUGAAUGAAGGCAAGGCAGUCAUUGCGAGACAGAUGACUUGGCUGGAGAAGGACAGGCUUGCAGAAAUUGAAGCCUCUCGGCAGAGAAACUCGUCUUAUGGAAACUGGCCAAAUCAAUCUGAUACGCCUUCCUUCGAAGCCGUGGGCUAUGGUAGUUUCGACUUGCCUGAACAACUCGAAACAUGGGAGAGUGGAUACGGCCGAGAAAAGAAGAUUGAGAAGCCGAAGAAUGGUUCCAGGGCAGCGCGACCGCAAGCUGAACUUGGCGGGGUGGGUGCAGUUCGAGCAUCAGUCAGGUUAUGGCAUGGCCUGUCAUUCUUUCGCGCGAUAUUUUGGCUUAUUCUGCGGUGGACUGCGUUCGGAUUCAGUCGAGUCCUUGAUCGACUGGGAAUCAACUAUCGUCCACAGUGGCUGAAACGGCUGUCCAGAAAGCGCAAAGACAAAGCGGCACUCAAGAAAACUCUGCCAUCUGGAUCAGUUGACUUUUGGGUUCUCACUGAUGAUGGAGAACUCGAGUUACCUGAGGACUAUGAGUUUGAUGUCGAGCUAGAAAUGCGGAAGCGGGAACGUUCAGGCAGACUCGACUGGGAAGGCACUGAUGAACGGCGACUCGAUGACAAGCUAUACACCUGGUGGAAGAUCGGAGGAUCAUGGGGCAACCAAGAUCACACCGCUGACUACAACCCUCCUAUAGAGGAGGAUGAUGAUACCACGAGUGUUUUGUCCAUGUCCACCAAUGUCUCUGAAUCUGAAUGGGAAGAUUAUCCCUCAGAAGGUCGCCGCACGCCCACACAGUCCAACCCAUUCCCAGCCUUCUCCCGAGAAGGCUCGCCUCUUCAGGACUCAUUCAUGGAUAUCAGCAGCUUUGCUCGACUUCUUGAUCCCCAGGAUCGUGAAAGUCGAGAAGAAGCCCGUAUCCUUGCUGCGCACCUUAACCCGAGCCAAGACUUAGGUCGCAUCAUGACUCGAAGUCGAUACCAGCAGCAGGUUGAAAAAGACAGAUCCCGAGUUCUUCUAUCUUCUCGCCUCCACCAUCACGCCGCUACGCAGCUCAGCAACGAUAAACGCAAACCGUCGGCCGAGGAAGAGAGUGAGAUGCUUGAGCGACUUAUCCUUUCACGUCGGGCCGAAAUGUCUGCCAGCUCCGACCCCAACACGUGGGAAUCCGGAGCCACAGGCCUAGGUCCAAACGGACCUCCAUGUGUGGUUUGCCAAACAAACCCACGGUCGAUUAUCACCUGGCCGUGCCGUUGCCUGUGCAUCUGCGAGGACUGCCGUGUUAGCCUUGCUAUGAAUAAUUUCGGUAGUUGUGUGACCUGUCGGCAGGAUGUUGGCGGCUUCAUGCGAUUAUGGGUUCCAUGA